AUGAGAGUUCCACAUGAUCCUGACCAAGUUUCCACUGCCACGAUCACGAAUUCUUCCGGACUUUUCACUAUCUCAACCAAGGUAGCGAGGCCACUGGCUGACGUUGGGGCGGGCAUCAGCUGGCCUGUUCAGGAGAGGACAUCUGAUCCUGUAGCCAUCUUCUUUCAGCCCGUAUCCAAGCUGUCGUGGCAUUGGAAUUGGAACAAAAACUGGGAUCGUGUCCUCCCUGAGACAACUCCCGAUCUCAAAAUUCCUGCUGAAUUUGUCCCCAUGAUAUUCUCUCCCAAUCAUCUGAACGAUGGAGUGGAUGUGCCCCAGCAAUGGAGGGUUCUCAUGGGCUUUAACGAACCCGAUCACGAUGACCCCUCUGUCGCAACCAAAUGCUCACCUGCUGAAGCUGCAGUGGCAUGGACUAAGCUUGCCGCUCUGCGCAAGUAUCCUCACCAAAAGCUCGUCUCUCCGGGUAUAGCUUGGGACUUCGAAUGGCUCAGAAAUUUCUUGUCUCUCAUUCCGGCGCAUAUCAAGCCGGACUAUCUGAAUGUUCACAUAUACACUACGACCUUCGACUCCUUCCAGUCUCAGGUGAAGAGGUACCACUCAGAAUUCGGCCUUCCCCUCAUCAUUACCGAGUUCGCCAUGCAUAGUUUCAACCCAAUGGUACCCCCACCUCGAAAUCAACAACAGGUCCAUGACUUUAUGGGACAAGUAACACAGUGGCUUGACAAGAAGGACUAUAUUGCGGCCUACAGCUGGUUCGGUGCGGUGAGAGACGGUGGAAAUCUGCAUGGAGUUCAUCACUUCAAUCGACUCAUGAACGAAGAGGGAAAGCUCACACCGUUAGGCCGCCAGUACGUGUUUGGAGGGCAUACCUAA
Messenger RNA from Tremella mesenterica DSM 1558, 873 nucleotides. RefSeq lists its product as uncharacterized. Bases 1 to 873 code for a protein of 290 amino acids. Lineage: Eukaryota; Fungi; Basidiomycota; Tremellomycetes; Tremellales; Tremellaceae. Gene Ontology annotation, cellular component: fungal-type cell wall. The record is from RefSeq and is a predicted model, not a curated record. Gene Ontology annotation, biological process: fungal-type cell wall polysaccharide metabolic process. The transcript is spliced from 7 exons.